This is a messenger RNA of Camelina sativa (false flax), 1916 nucleotides long. RefSeq names its product putative glycerol-3-phosphate transporter 2. Gene Ontology annotation, biological process: transmembrane transport; phosphate ion homeostasis. Gene Ontology annotation, cellular component: membrane. NCBI's taxonomy places the organism in Eukaryota, Viridiplantae, Streptophyta, Magnoliopsida, Brassicales, Brassicaceae. Gene Ontology annotation, molecular function: transmembrane transporter activity. The record is from RefSeq and is a predicted model, not a curated record.
GUAGUUUGAUUAUAAAACACAUAUGAUAAAAUUUAAUCUAGAAAUUUGGAGGCCAGUGAAGCAAAGGGCUUGGUCAAUAUAAAAUACAGCAAAGGGGCAAAAUAAGUUAUUCAAAAUGAGCCAGUUUCACUUUCUUUAAGUAGUGAGUUUUUUUCCCUCCCAGCUUCUCACACAUUCGAGUUGCAGACCAAGAGCGAGAGAGAGAUAAUUUUCUCCUCUCUUCAAACUCCAAAAGGUGAUCCAAAACUCCAGGUUUUGGCGUUGUGAAGAGUUGUUAAAGAGAUGGCGUCAUGGACUUCAUCCCAGUUCCUGUAUGAAGAAACCAAGCCAUGGGGUAUUCAGUUCUUGGAAAGGUUUAAGCGGUCAGGAAGACUCUCCUUCAAGCAAUACCAAGCCCUAGUCUUUAUCUUGACCUUUGUCGCCUAUAUCGCCUUCCAUGCUGCCCGAAAGCCUAAUAGCAUUGUCAAAGGAACACUUUCCGCAUCAACAAUCAAAGGCGGUUGGGCACCCUUUGAUGGACCUGAUGGAACAGCCUUGCUUGGUCAGAUUGACUUGGCUUUCCUCUCUAUCUAUGCGGUUGGGAUGUUUGUGGCAGGUCACUUGGGAGAUCGUUUGGAUCUCAGGACGUUUCUGACUAUCGGUAUGAUAGGGACUGGCCUAUUCACAGCUCUCUUUGGGGUUGCGUUUUGGGCUGAUUUCCACAGCUUCUACUAUUUCUUGGCGAUUCAGGUUAUGGCAGGAUGGUUUCAGUCGAUAGGCUGGCCUUGUGUUGUGGCCGUGCUUGGAAACUGGUUCGACAAGAAAAGAAGAGGAAUGAUUAUGGGUGUUUGGAGUGCUCACACUUCUCUUGGUAACAUCACAGGGUCUCUGAUCGCAUCCGGUCUGCUUAGAUAUGGUUGGGGUUGGUCAUUUCUUGGCCCAUCUUUGCUCAUGACUUUUCUUGGAAUCGUUGUUUACCUUUUCUUGCCUGUGAACCCUCCAACCGUUGAGGCUGAGAGAGAUGGAACUGAGAUUGACUCCACCAUGAGGCUCGGUGACACCAUUACAGAGAGCUUCUUGGAAUCUAGAAUGAGUACUGGAUUCGAUAGAAAAGCAAUCGGGUUCAUGGCCGCUUGGAGAAUCCCCGGUGUUGCUCCUUUCGCCUUCUGCCUCUUCUUCACUAAGUUGGUCUCAUACACUUUCCUCUACUGGCUUCCUUUCUAUGUCAGCCACAACAUGAUCGGAGGAGAGUACCUGUCUGAGGAGACAUCUGGAAACUUGUCGACACUCUUCGAUGUUGGAGGUGUUGUUGGAGGAGUCUUAGCCGGAUACAUCUCUGAUCAACUGGACGGAAGAGCCAUCACAGCAGCAGGAUCCAUCUACUUGGCAAUCCCAGCUCUGUUCCUCUACAGAGUCUUUGGACACAUCUCAAUGACCAUCAAUGUCAUCCUCAUGUUCACAUCAGGAGUCUUCGUCAAUGGACCAUUCGCUCUCAUCACAACAGCUGUCUCAGCUGAUCUCGGAACACACAAAUCUCUCAAAGGCAAUGCAAGAGCUUUGGCUACAGUCACAGCUAUUAUAGACGGCACAGGAUCCGUAGGUGCUGCGAUUGGACCGGUACUCACUGGCUACAUCUCUGCUAUUAGCUGGGACGCAGUGUUUUACAUGUUGAUGACUGCAGCUUUCAUCUCUGGAUUGCUUCUCACUAAACUAAUCAUAGCAGAAGUCAAAGCUAUAUUGUUUGGAUCAGAAGAUGAAGUAGCUUCAUCAUCAUCACCAGCAACCAGAGCUCCCAUUGAUGUCCUCCUUUAAGUUUUCCUAACAAUUUCACAAGAGAGAGACUUUUUUUUUAUCUUUUAAAGUUCGUUCCUUUUUUUUUUUACUUUCCCAGCUCUGUUCUGUUAACAUGAUCAUGUCUUCUUAAUUUCUAAAGUUUG